Neoarius graeffei (lesser salmon catfish) is the source of this 1700-nucleotide messenger RNA. It is a transcript of the gene arsia, whose product is annotated as arylsulfatase family, member Ia. NCBI's taxonomy places the organism in Eukaryota, Metazoa, Chordata, Actinopteri, Siluriformes, Ariidae. The record is from RefSeq and is a predicted model, not a curated record. The transcript has 2 exons. Bases 1 to 1686 code for a protein of 561 amino acids.
AUGGCAGGCACGGCUCUGGCGGGUCUCUCCAUGAUCCUUGGUGCAGGUUUUCUUGCCUGGGACUGGUCGAGCCAGAACCAGGUGGAGCAUGACCCCAUGGUACCGAACCCCCACAGACUACCACACAUCAUUUUCAUCAUGACAGACGACCUGGGCUUCAACGAUAUUGGCUAUCACAACCCUGACAUGCGCACACCCACGCUGGAUAAACUGGCAGGAGAAGGAGUGAAGCUGGAGAAUUACUACGUGCAGCCGAUCUGUACACCUUCCCGGAGCCAGUUCCUCACCGGCAGGUAUCAAAUCCACACGGGUCUCCAGCAUUCGAUCAUCAGGUCCCGGCAGCCCAAUUGUCUGCCUUUUGACAUGGUCACCCUGCCACAGCGUCUCCAGGAGGCUGGCUACUCCACGCAUAUGGUGGGUAAAUGGCACCUGGGCUUCUACAAGCGUGACUGUCUCCCCACUCGUCGUGGCUUUCAUACCUACUUUGGCUCGCUGACAGGCAGUGUGGACUACUACACAUACGACUCCUGUGAUGGCCCAGGAAGGUGUGGCUAUGAUCUCCAUGAAGGUGAAACAGUGGCAUGGGGAUAUCGAGGAAAGUACUCGACACAUCUGUACACACGCAGAGUGCGAAAGAUUCUGGCAUCGCAUAAUCCAUCAGGACAGCCUUUAUUUAUUUUCCUGUCCUUCCAGGCUGUUCACACUCCCUUACAGUGUCCUAAGGAUUACAUCUAUCCGUAUCAUGGCAUGGGGAAUGUCCAUCGCCGCAAAUAUGCAGGCAUGGUCUCAUCCGUGGAUGAGGCAGUACACAAUGUGACAUAUGCACUCCGGAAAUAUGGUUAUUACCGCAACAGUGUGAUUAUCUUCUCUACAGAUAACGGGGGCCAGCCUUUAUUUGGAGGAAGCAACUGGCCACUCAGGGGCAGAAAGGGGACAUAUUGGGAAGGUGGAAUGCGUGCAGUGGGAUUUGUCCACAGCCCACUUCUCAGGAGACGGAGGAAGGUUAGUAAGGCCCUGGUUCACAUCACUGAUUGGUACCCAACACUGGUGCGCCUGGCAGGGGGGAAUGUAUCCCGAAUGCAUGAGCUAGAUGGUUAUGACAUGUGGGAAACGAUCAGUGAGGGCAAGGAGUCCCCACGCUUCGAGAUUCUCCACAACAUCGACCCGCUGUAUGUGCCUUCACGCCAUGGCUCACUCCGGGGAGGAUAUGGCAUCUGGAACACUGCUGUACAGGCAGCAGUGAGAAUGGGAGACUGGAAGCUGCUGACAGGAGAGCCAGGUUAUGGAGACUGGACACCACCGCAGGUGUUAGGAAACUUCCCCGGUGGCUGGUGGGAUCUUGAGCGUCAUGCCGAAGCUGGCAAAUCACUAUGGCUGUUCAACAUCACAGCAGAUCCAUAUGAGCGCUACGACAUGGCUGAACAGAGACCUGAUGUGGUAAAACAGCUGCUGGGCAGGAUAGCAUUUUAUAAUCGCACAGCUGUGCCUGUGCGCUACCCAGCUGAGGACCCAAGGGCAGAUCCGAGUCUCAAUGGAGGGGCAUGGAGGCCCUGGGCCGGGGACAUGGAAGCAGACAGCUGGCACCAAGUUUAUCACAGGAGGAGGAAUAACAAGAGUAAGAAGCUGAGCAAAAUGAAGUCAUUUUUCAAGAAACUGAACACAAAGAUUAUGUCCGAUAGGAUUUGAGUGGUAUACAUAUG